This is a messenger RNA of Triticum urartu, 251 nucleotides long. The record is from RefSeq and is a predicted model, not a curated record. Lineage: Eukaryota; Viridiplantae; Streptophyta; Magnoliopsida; Poales; Poaceae.
AUGUUAAAGGCCCGUGGAAUAAUUGGCCCCAUUUAUGGCCUGAAUUUGCAUCCGCCCAUAUAUAGUGAGUUGCGAGCCGCCCCUCCUGCUGUCACUGACUCGAAGCCGAAGAAGAAGAUAUGUUGCGCUUGCCCCGACACCAAGAGGCUGAGAGAUGAGUGCAUCGUCGAGUACGGGGAGUCUGCGUGCACCAAGUGGAUCGAGGCUCACAAGCAAUGCCUCCGUGCCGAGGGGUUCAAGGUCUGAUUCUU